Molecule: messenger RNA, 1907 nt
Organism: Hevea brasiliensis (rubber tree)
Lineage: Eukaryota; Viridiplantae; Streptophyta; Magnoliopsida; Malpighiales; Euphorbiaceae
Product: peptidyl-prolyl cis-trans isomerase CYP57
Exons: 10
Coding region: 129-1610 (493 amino acids)
Biological process (GO): protein folding; protein peptidyl-prolyl isomerization
Cellular component (GO): catalytic step 2 spliceosome
Molecular function (GO): peptidyl-prolyl cis-trans isomerase activity
Source: RefSeq, a predicted model, not a curated record
GUUGGGUAUACAGUGGACCGGUCGAAUUUCCCCAAUUCCAUACCCUCUACUUCAUUUGAACCAAACGGGUCAAAUAGAACUUGCGAAGACCCUAGAGCUUCUGUAAGUGUAUCUGGUGGUGGUGGAUAAUGUCGUCGGUGUAUGUGCUCGAGCCGCCGACGAAGGGCAAGGUGAUUCUAAACACGACGUACGGGCCACUGGACAUCGAACUCUGGCCUAAAGAGGCCCCAAAGGCCGUCAGGAACUUUGUCCAGCUCUGCCUGGAAGGGUAUUACGAGAACACCAUCUUUCACCGUAUUAUCAAGGGCUUCCUCAUCCAGGGCGGUGACCCCACCGGCAGUGGCACCGGUGGUGAAAGUAUAUAUGGAAGUGUUUUUCCUGAUGAGUUCCAUUCACGUCUAAGAUUCAACCACAGGGGGAUUGUUGCGUGUGCAAAUGCUGGUACACCACAUUCUAAUGGGAGUCAAUUCUUUAUUUCCUUGGAUAAGUGUGAUUGGCUUGAUCGAAAGAGUACCAUUUUUGGAAAGGUGACUGGAGAUUCAAUAUAUAAUCUUUUAGCCAUUGGUGAGGUUGAAACUGAUAAAAAUGAUUGGCCAUUAGAUCCAUCCCCAAAAAUCAAAUCAGUUGAGGUAUUAUGGAACCCUUUUGAAGAUAUUGUCCCUAGGGCGCCCUCCAAGCCUUUAACACAAUCUGCAACUGAUAUCGAAAAUAAAGAUUCAAAGAAGAAACCCGUGAAAAAGUUGAACUUACUUUCGUUUGGAGAGGAGGCUGAAGAAGAGGAGAAGGAAUUAGCAGCUGUAAAACAAAAAAUCAGGAGUAGUCAUGAUGUAUUGGAUGAUCCUCGUCUCCUGAAGGGACAACAUCCAAGUGAAGAAUUGAAUUCAUCUGAAGCCAAAGCAACAAGGGAUCUGCAGUUAUCUGUAAGAGAAGCAUUAAGCUCAAAGAAGGAUGUAUCACAGAAAGAUUUAGAUGCCGAAUUUUCUAAUAGUGAUGAUGAUGAUGAUGAGGUCAACUUUGAUGCACGAAUGCGCCAACAAAUACUUAGAAAAAGAAUGGACCUGGGAGGUCUCUCAUCUAAGCAAAAGAAAAAUGGGAGCACUAGCCCAAAAGAUCAUCAAAUUUCUGUGCCCAGGUCUACUGCUGAAAGCAUUGAUGAUGACCACCCAAGGGUGGAAAAGCUGUCACUGAAGAAAAAGGGAAUAGGAUCUGAAGCCAGAGCUGAACGCAUGGCUAAGGCAGAUGUAGAUUUACAGUUAUUCAGUGAAGCUGAACAAGGAAGACUAUUGCAAAAACAGAAGAAGCGCAGAAUUCAAGGACGUGAGGAUGAGGUUUUAGCAAAACUUGAGAAGUUUAAGAAGGCUGUUUCUGCAAAGGCUGAUACCUCAAACAGUGAGACCGGAGGUGCUUAUAAAGAGGAUUUGUCUGACUGGAGUUCUGUCCGCCUAAAGUUUGCACCUGAACCUGGCAAGGAUCGUAUGACUCGCAAAGAUGACCCAAAUGACUAUGUUGUGCAUGACCCCCUUUUGGAGAAAGGGAAAGAGAAAUUCAAUCGAAUGCAAGCCAAGCAAAAAAGGCGAGAACGAGAAUGGGCUGGCAAAUCUCUCACUUAGUGUCGUCUCUGCAAAGUACGCACAAUGGAAUUGAUGAGUCAUUUUAGGGGGGUCUCCUUGUCUUUGCUAUGUAGUUUAAUUGCUAAACGUGUUAACCCAAAAAAAAGAAAAAAGGAAAAGAAAAAAAUAGCCCUAUCUUGCCAGCCAAAUUCCCAAGAAACUGUGGAAGCUGGUGGUGCAUUGUUGACCUAUACUCCGUUCCUAUACUCUAGGUUCAUUUCAUCUGGAAGGGCAUCUUUUACCAGUAAACGAAGUUUACAGAGGAAUAUUGCCAUCAUCUAUGGUGUUUUGUGCUCA